AUGCUGCCGGAGCGGACCCUGCGGCUGCAGUACGGGAGCCGCAUCGAGGCGGUCUGCGUGCUGGGCACGCAGCUGUGCACCGAUGUCUUCAGUGCGGCUCCAGCUGAGGCCCGGACCUUUGGCCUGAAGUACACAGCCGGGGUGCGGGUGGACGUGGUGAAAAAUGGGCAGGCGGAAGAGACAACUAGAAAUGGCAAACGGCGCUGGGCCAUCUCCUCGGACACCACCCUGAGCCUCAGCAUGAACCAAGCCAGCGCCGAGGCCAGUGACCAUAAGGUCACUGUCAGCUACUUCGGGGAGGAAGGGAACUUGCCAAUCGACCAGGCCGGGGUCUUCCUCACUGCCAUCGAGAUCUCUCUGGACGUGGAUGCAGACCGUGAUGGCGUAGUGGAGAAGAACAACCCCAGGAAGGGUUCUUGGACCUGGGGCCCUGAUGGACAGGGGGCCAUCCUGCUGGUGAACUGUGACCGGGAGACCCCCUGGCUGCCAGAGGGGGACAGCGCCGACGAGAAGAUCUAUAGCAAGGAAGAUCUGAACGACAUGUCCCGGAUGAUACUAAGGACGCGUGGCCCUGAUAGGCUCCCGUUUGGCUACGAGAUGGUCCUCUACAUCUCCAUGUCAGACUCCGACAAAGUUGGCGUGUUCUACGUGGACAACCCAUUUUUCGGUCAGCGAUACAUCCACAUCCUGGGCCGCCGGAAGCUCUACCACGUGGUAAAGUACGCCGGUGGCUCCGCUGAGAUGGAGUUCUUCGUGGAGGGCCUGCGUUUCCCGGAUGAAAGCUUCUCUGGCCUGGUCUCCAUCCACAUUAGCCUGCUGGAGCGUCUGAUUGAGGGUGUUCCUCGGACCCCCAUCUUCACAGACACUGUGACCUUCCGAGUGGCUCCGUGGAUCAUGACCCCCAACACCCUGCCUCCCGUGGAUGUGUUUGUCUGCAACGUGAAGGAUAACUACCUGUUCCUGAAGGAGCUGAAGAGUCUGGUGGAGAAAGCUCGCUGCAACCUAAAGGUCUGCUUCCGGUAUAUGAACCGUGGGGACCGCUGGAUGCAGGAUGAGAUUGAGUUUGGCUACAUCCAUGCUCCUCACAAAAUCUUCCCAGUGGUGCUGGAUUCCCCCAGAGAUGGAGACUUGAAAGACUUCCCGGUGAAAGAGCUCUUGGGCCCAGACUUCGGCUACGUGACCCGAGAGCCCCUGUUUGAGAAAGUCACCAGCCUGGACUCCUUUGGGAACCUGGAAGUCAGCCCUCCGGUGAAGGUGAACGGGAAGGAGUACCCCCUCGGCAGGAUCCUCAUCGGCAGCAGCUUCCCCAUGGCUGCUGGAAGGAGGAUGACCAAGGUGGUGCGAGACUUCCUAUGUGCCCAGCAAGUGCAGGCCCCCAUUGAGCUGUACUCGGAUUGGCUGGUCGUCGGCCACGUGGACGAGUUCAUGACUUUCAUCCCCAUCCCGGGCAAGAAGGAAUUCCGAAUGGUCAUGGCCAGCACUUCUGCCUGCUACAAGCUCUUCCGGGAGAAGCAGAAGGAGGGCCACGGUGAAGCGGUCAUGUUCAAAGGCUUCAGUGGUGUGAACACCAAGCGGAUCACCAUCAACAAGGUCCUGUCCAACGAGAACCUGAUACAGCAGAACCUGUACGUCCAGCGCUGCCUGGACUGGAACCGGGACAUCCUGAAGAAGGAGCUGGGACUGACGGAGCGUGACAUCAUCGAUCUUCCGGCCCUAUUCGUAGUGAACGAGCAGGGCCAGGCCCUGGCUUACUUCCCCAACAUGGUGAAUAUGAUCGUGCUGCAGAAGGACCUGGGCAUCCCCAAGCCCUUCGGGCCCAUGAUCGAGGAACAGUGCUGCCUGGAGGCACACGCCCGAGCCCUCCUGGAACCGCUGGGCCUGUCCUGCACCUUCAUCGAUGACAUCUUCUCCUAUCACAAGUACAUGGGCGAGGUCCACUGCGGCACCAACGUGCGCCGUGAGCCCUUCCCCUUCAAGUGGUGGCACAUGGAGCCAUGACCCCUCCCCCGGCGGGCUGGAGCUGCCCCUCCUCACCCCCUGCCCCCAGAGCAGAUCCCUGCGGGGAGGCCACUUUUCCCUGUUGGCAUUUGCAGGGGAUGGGGUGGGACCCGAGGAGGGUCGCCUGUGAUAGAUGUUCCCCAAAGACCAGGAGGGUCCCAGAGAAAUCCAGCCUCAAAGGGGCUUGUGCCCAACCACCUGUCUCCCCCAUCCCAAAGAAUCACCCAGGUCACCUCCCGCUCCAACAGAUCUCCAAGUUCCUGAGCAAUAAUUCCCAACCAGAUUACCUGUCAGUGGGAGCCCCUGUCCCCGCCCCAACUUCUGACGCUCCAUCUCUGCCACCCGCAUUCGCUCCCUAUUGCAAAGGCCUCCCCAUUGUGGCCCGGCUGGGUCCACAUUCCUGAACGAGCAGAGUUGGCAUGUUCCUCUGGCCACUCCAUCAGCAGCAGGGAUCUGCCCACUGUGGCAUCCCAAUUGCCAGUAUGCUUUGCUGGCCCCAGGACCUCUGGGCAUUGGGCAUUUAGCAUCCUCAGCUGAGGUGUCCUGGCUCAAGAAUCAGCCUAUCACACAAGGCUGAAUGCUACUGGGCCUCCUGGGGUCCUGAUCUGGGGUUAUUCCAGGCCACUAGAGCCAAAAGAUCCUACAGCUGGAAGGGGACCUGUGGGGGGAAUCAUGUGGUCCAGCCCCUGCCUCCAAGCAAUUGAAUGGUCAUCGUAAUCAGGAAAAAUGGUUCCUUUUAAAAUAAUAAUAAUAAUCAGGGACAAAGACCCAAGAACCUCUCUUGGCACCCUGUCCUAGUAUCCUAAUCCCUUUGUCUAGGAAGCUUCUCCUUACUGAGCCAGGUCCUGGGAGAGUUCUGUUCUAGAAUCAACUAGGAUCCAGAAAGUUUCUGUCUAAGUAUCGCAGAGCAGAGGAGAGGGCAGGAUGGUUAUUAAUAGAACCCCAGCAAGAGACUGAGAAGACACUCCAUUGGAAGGUCUAUUCAAGGAACACCAGCCCUCUGCCUGAGGAUCUGAUAACAUUUCUCUUAGAGAGACACCAGUCUGGUUGAAAGACACCCCACCAUGAGCUCCCACCACACCCCACAAUGAGGCCUGUUGGUCUUUCUAUCAGAGAACAGCCUGGGAUGGAUCCUUGGAUCUCUCUUGGUAGGGGAGCCAGGGAGACACCUCAGGGCUGUAGGGGCUAAAGGGGAAGUAACUGGCCCAAACUGGCCCAUCUCUGUCAGCCUGCCUGACCUGCUUUCUGCUUCCGCACCCUGAUUGGGCUGUGUGCUAUAAGACUUUGCACCCACCCGCCUUCUGGCCCAGCUCCUGUUCAGGCAAGGUUCUCAUGGCCAGCCUUAGAGAGGGUGGAUUCCAAACCAGCCUGAUCUGGUUCUAAGGACACAGCCUUCCUCCCAACUCCCGGGCAGCUCCCUGGCUUUUCCCUUCUUUCCAGCCUCUUGUCCCGGCCCUCAUUUUUCCAACUCACAGGGGUGGGAUUUGACUCCAUUUACAGCUCCUAAGCCUCACUGGAGGCUGGCCCAGCCCCACACCUCAUAGAGAAUUUAACAGGUAAUCAGCCUGGCUUUCCCAAGCUGUCAGCUACUGGUUCCCUGGCACGGAGGGCUGACCUGUGACUUGCCUAGUAAAAUCAGAGGGAGAGAUGGAGAAUACAGAGCAGGGUCAUUUUCUCAACUCCACAAACCCUGAACGGAUUAUCCCCCAUCCAAAACACUCUCCCUUCAUCCCCGGGAGUCUCUCAUUGACUCUGAAGGACCUUGCUGAUUAUUCAGAGAUGAUGAUGAGCAUAGUGAUGAUUCAACCCUCUCUGGUGUUAGAGACCAAUAGCAAAAACAGGCUUGGGAGCCAACAGUAAGAUGUGGCAGAAUUCUGCACCUAGAUCACUUUCUGGCACUGUCCACGUUCCUGCCAAUCUGCAUGAUUAAUGUGAUAAUCCUAACACUCCUGCAGCAUCACACCUAAAAAAUGGCUUGGGGCAAAAGGAAAUGAUUUAGUUUGGAAAGAGAAUUCCAUUACAGAAAGAUCCUGCUGGGUGGCAUGAGAAUGCAAGUUUUUCAUUCCACCUGGAAGGACGCAGUUUAUUUUGAGGGAAAUUGUGGCUGGAGUUUUCGGGUCUGGAGAGGAUUCUGACUUUCUUCCCUCCCCUCUGUCCCCAAAUCCCACGCUGCCUGUGUUACCCCUGCAACUGAAGGGUGUGUGUGUGUGUGUGUGUGUGUGUUUUCGAAGAACGUGACCCUUCUGUGAUAGGAUCAUUUAUAUGUAUCUGGGCAGAGAGACCCACUUCAACUCCAUUUCACAUUCAGUAGGGAGCAUCCUUCGAAAGCAAAGGCAUCUGAGGCUCCGGAACCAAGGUGCCUGCCAAAAUCCAAAAUAGCCAAAGGGGUCUGGGAACUCUGGCUCUUCAGUUCUUCCUCAGGUUCUCACCUUCCUGCCUAUGCAUGCCAAGUGCCUGUUAGAGGGUGUUAGUCUAUGGGGAAGACCUUCUCGUGGAGGUGUGUUUUUCUCUUUCUUUACUGCUUUAAGGAGAUGCUAAGUUUUUGGAGUGCAAAAUCGGUUUACCUGUGGAUUUUUCUGAGGUUUUUGCAGCCAAAGUCAACUGUUUGACAUGAUUCUUGCCAACAAUUAAGCCUGUCAUCUUCCAACCUAUUUAGAAACAUGAGGGCCAAGACAUCUGUGGAAGCAAGGAGUGUGGCAGGUCACUGUGUUCUGGACUAAUCGGCUAGUUCUUAGUGUUGGCGGGGAUGAGACUGUGUGUGGCAACUAAAGCCAGUUCCUCUUCCUGUUUUUUCUUGAAAUGAUUUGGUCACUGGUGGCUUUGAAUUCAAUGAGCCACAGUUGAUUUUUUGACUCUUUUGGUAAAAUGAAGUAUGGGCAGCAGCAAUCCUGAGGGCCCUUAGGAGUUGGUUUGCGUGAGCCUAAUGCUGCUUACAGCACUGCUGACUAAAAGAAAAUAAAAUGCUAUUGUGAAAUUGAGGGGUAGUUGUCA
This is a messenger RNA of Ornithorhynchus anatinus (platypus), 4989 nucleotides long. It is a transcript of the gene PADI2, whose product is annotated as peptidyl arginine deiminase 2. The record is from RefSeq and is a predicted model, not a curated record. Gene Ontology annotation, cellular component: cytoplasm. Bases 1 to 1998 code for a protein of 665 amino acids. The transcript is spliced from 16 exons. Lineage: Eukaryota; Metazoa; Chordata; Mammalia; Monotremata; Ornithorhynchidae. Gene Ontology annotation, molecular function: protein-arginine deiminase activity; calcium ion binding.